AGUAGUCCACUAAACUAGUACCAGUAGUUCAGUACCAAACAACACUUAAAUUUAUUAAUUUUAUUAACUCUAUAAAAAACAACAAUCAAAUUAAAAAAAUGACAAUAUUACCCCUAUUCACCCACCAUUUCCUCAACUAAUAAGAUAUUAAAAUGAAAACCCCUGUAAUUUUUCCCAAUCCAUAGCCCCCCUUAAACCCUUCUUCCUCUUGAACCUUAUUUCACCACUUGAAAAACAAAAUAAAUCCAAAAUUAAAAAUAUCAAAAAAGUUUUAGAGAGAGAAAGUCAAGCUUAUAAUUUUUUAUAGAGAGAGAAAGUUAGAAAAUUGGGGUUGGAGGAAAAAGACAAAAAUGGAUCCGCAUACUCAGAGGGCGGAGGCGGAGCGGUGGUUAGGGAUUGCGGCGAAGUUACUGACGGCGCGUGACUUUCUAGGGAGUAAGACAUUCGCGAUCCGAGCGCGUGAAGCUGACCCUAACAACGCUGUUUCCGACCAGAUACUGGCCGUCGUUGACACCGUACUCGCCGGCGAGAAGCGCGUGAACUCCAACCAGCAACCGGACUGGUAUGCGGUGCUUCAGUUGCCGAGGCUUGUUAGAGACCCUGAGUUGAUCGCCGACCAUUACCGACGGCUUGUGCUGUGUUUGAAUCCCGAGAGGAAUAGGUUUCCGUUUGCGGAUUACGCGUUGCAGAUGGUGAUGGACGCGUGGUCUGUGUUGUCGGAUCCUACGAAGAAAUGGCUGUUUGAUAACGAGCUCGCGCUGUAUUUGCAGCAGGGCGAGCCUGUUGUUAGUGCUGCGGCGGCGGCAGCGGUUGGGGGUUCUGCUUCGGGUAGUGCUGCUGCUGCUGUUGCUGCUGGUGGUGGUGGAAAUAGUGGAGGGAGUCAGUUGAAUACUUUUCAGUUUUUUCAACCCCAACCGCUGCCGCCGCAGCAGCAGCCACCACAGCAACAGCAGCAGCAGCCACAACAACAUCAUCAACAGCAUCAUCAUCAGCAGCAGCCGAUGUGGCAGCAACAACAGCAACAUCAGCAGCAGCAACAACAACAGCAAAUUAAUCAGAGAGAGUUUAUGCCGCUUCCGAUUCAACCGCAGCAACAGCAGCAGCAGCCGCAGCAACAGCAGCAGCAGCCGCAGCAACUUCGGCCUCAGUGGCAGAUGCGAGACCCAACUCCUUCCAAAGGAGGAGGUGGAGGUGGAGGAGGAGAGAGAAAUAAAGGGGUUAUGAAUGGGAUUGGAAUUGGGGCGAGAGUAACAACAACUGCAUCUCCGAUGAUACCGACGCAAACUACUCCUCGACAAGUUCCACCAUUCCGGCCACCAUCACCGCCACUUCCACCCGUAUCCGCGGCACGAGUAUCGCCGCCACUGCCGUCUGUAUCGGCGGUGAGAGUAGCGGUACCAACGGCGAUUCCUAUUGUUGAUGGUAAUGCUGGAAAUGCUCCUACUAGUGCUAAUGUUAUUAGUAAUAGUGUUAAUGAUAAUAAUAAUAAUGAUAGUAAUAUUAAUGGUGCUGGUACAAAUGCUGCUGCUGCUGCUAAUAAUAAUGAGAAUAAUCAUGAACAUGUUGUAGAAGAGGAUGAUGAUGAUGAAGAUGAUGAUGUUGUAGAAGAUGUAGAAAGUUUUUGGACAGCUUGCCCUUACUGUUUUUACAUAUUUGAGUAUCCAAAAGUGUAUCAGGAGUGUACUCUUAGGUGUCAGAAUUGUAGGAAGGGGUUUCAUGCUGUACAGAUUCCGAAUCCCCCUCCGAUUAGUCCUGCUAAUAAUGCUGGUGGUGGGAAGGAGAAGGAGAAGGAGAAGGAGAAAGGCAAGGAUAAUUCGUUCUGCUGUUGGGGUUUUUUCCCAUUAGGGUUUUCGAUCACAGCUUGGAAGAAGCAAAAUCAGGGUGGGAACUUGAAUGGGGCGUCGAAUUGGAUGCCCUUUUCGCCAAUGUUUACUUGCCCGGUUGAAAAUGGUGGUAAGGGUUUCCAGUGGUUUGACAAUAAUGAUGGCAAUGCCAAUGUUGGUCCAAAGAAUGUUGUGACAAAGAAUACUCCUCGAGUUUAUAUAGAUGAUGAUGAUAUUCUUGAGCUUUCUGAACCUAGUGAUUUGGAUUCAUCUGAUGGUGAUUGGAGAACUUAUAAUCAGGAAAAGAAUAAGACUAAGACGAAGAAUAAGAAGAGGAGAGGGAGAAGUGGGGUACAAAGGCGAGGUAGACCGCGCAGAGGAGCUGUGUUAAAUCAAGUGAAACAAAAUGUAGCUAGUGGAGGUGGAGUGUCUGUUGGUGGUGAUCAUCUGGAAGAUGGUUCUGAGGGGCAAGUUGUUAUCGGUUUGACUGCUGAUAGAUCUGAUACAGGCAAGACAGUUACUGCUUCCGUUACCAGGAAGCAGACUAGGAGAAGUAAGAAGGAUGUGGGGAGGUUAGAUCUGAAUGUGGAAUUCAACAAUGAUGGUGAAGAGCAUGCCCCUACAGUAAGUGCAGUAAAUGGGGAAGAGGAUGGGAUCGAAAAUAUUGCAUUUUUUGAGGGACUUGAUGAAUUUCUAAGUACAUUGCCCAUACUAAAUGUUGGCGGGGAUGAAAAGGCUAAACCUUCUUAGCAAGACCGAUCCUCUACUCCAAUUCAGAUGCCCCUGAUUGUUCUUUUUUGCUGUUUUUGUAUGCAGGUAGCUAGUCUUGAUGUAUGUAGAGCAGCUAGGAUUUCUUUAAAGCUUUUUCCUGGCUGCCAUUAUCUAGUAUGUAAUUUUCAGGAAUUUGAUCAUCAGGUCUAGUUUUCUUUUGUUGUUAGAAUCCUCCUCUGUAGAUUAUCCUGCUGUCAUGAAUAAUUUCUUGAUGUUAAUUUUGGUACAUUUAUGGGAUAAGCAGGGUAAAGCUUGAAACUCUUCUGUAUAUAAACCAUCAUUUUGUA
This is a messenger RNA of Chenopodium quinoa (quinoa), 2881 nucleotides long. RefSeq lists its product as uncharacterized. The record is from RefSeq and is a predicted model, not a curated record. Bases 351 to 2573 code for a protein of 740 amino acids. The transcript has a single exon. Lineage: Eukaryota; Viridiplantae; Streptophyta; Magnoliopsida; Caryophyllales; Amaranthaceae.